Messenger RNA from Egretta garzetta (little egret), 995 nucleotides. RefSeq names its product iron-sulfur cluster assembly 2 (gene ISCA2). Gene Ontology annotation, cellular component: mitochondrion. The annotation marks the transcript as partial. Gene Ontology annotation, molecular function: 2 iron, 2 sulfur cluster binding; iron ion binding; 4 iron, 4 sulfur cluster binding. The transcript is spliced from 3 exons. NCBI's taxonomy places the organism in Eukaryota, Metazoa, Chordata, Aves, Pelecaniformes, Ardeidae. Gene Ontology annotation, biological process: iron-sulfur cluster assembly. The record is from RefSeq and is a predicted model, not a curated record.
CCCCUGCCGGGUCCUGCCUGUGCUGUUGGCUGCCCGCUGCGGUGGGCAUCGUCCUUCUCCCAGCCGGGCCCGACGGCGAACGACCCCAGCGAGGGCCAGGUCUUCCUCAGCCAGAGCUGCGUGAAGAGGCUGCUGGAUAUCACAGAUGGCUCAGAGUUUCUCAGGCUGCAGGUGGAAGGAGGUGGCUGCUCUGGAUUCCAAUACAAGUUUUCCUUGGACACAGUUAUCAAUCCUGAUGACAGGGUGUUUGAACAAGGUGGUGCCCGUGUGGUUGUGGAUGUGGACAGCCUGGCCUUCGUGAAAGGUUCCAUGGUGGACUUCAGCCAGGAGCUGAUUCGCAGCUCUUUCCAGGUGGUGAGCAACCCCCAGGCAGAGAAGGGUUGCUCAUGUGGGACUUCCUUCUCUGUAAAAUUCUGACUGGACUUCCCAUGGAUGGACACUGUCUGCAGCCGCUUCCUGGUGGUCUUCGGAUGGUUUUUGCUUGUUCUUUUCCCAGCUGCUCCCCUCCAUCUCCCUUAACCGGUAACACAUCUGUUACACGUGACUCCAGCUGUGUGUGUGUCUGCACUGAGCCUGUCUCCAAGACUUGUUGGCCUUCCCUUCAGAAACAUGAAGUAGCUGUGAGCAUGCACAUGGGAGCAUCUUCAGCGCCUUGUGAACUACUGGCUGGGUGGUGCUGACUCACCUACCCUGUCCUGAAUGUGGAACCUCUUAACUGCUUGUCUCUGCAAGAGAUGGCUGUAUAUAUGUAUGUGUGUGUUUAUUGGAAGUUCUUACUAAAAAAAAAGUCUUUGAGAUUGAUUGGUAUUGCUUGUGCAUUCCCACGUGGGUAGAGUCUGGGUUCUUUCAGGCUACUGUUGCUUAUCCCUUGUCUUCCAGCUGGAUGGGACUUGGAGUCUCUCUCCCAUACACCUCCCAGUGUUGCUGGCUCUCCACUCCCCAAUUCACAGUGGGCUUUUCUAGAUACUUUGCUGUUCUCUUACCCAGCAGGCUUC